Molecule: messenger RNA, 2170 nt
Organism: Corvus hawaiiensis (hawaiian crow)
Lineage: Eukaryota; Metazoa; Chordata; Aves; Passeriformes; Corvidae
Gene: CHAC2
Product: ChaC glutathione specific gamma-glutamylcyclotransferase 2
Exons: 3
Coding region: 45-599 (184 amino acids)
Biological process (GO): glutathione catabolic process
Cellular component (GO): cytoplasm
Molecular function (GO): glutathione specific gamma-glutamylcyclotransferase activity; gamma-glutamylcyclotransferase activity
Source: RefSeq, a predicted model, not a curated record
GGCCGCCCCGCGGCUCUGCGCAGGCCCCGCCGGGCCGGGCCGCCAUGUGGGUGUUCGGCUACGGCUCCCUCAUCUGGAAGGUGGAUUUCCCCUACCAGGAGAAGCUGGUGGGGCGAGUCCGGGGCUACAGCCGGCGCUUCUGGCAGGGCAGCACCGACCACCGCGGGGUGCCGGGCAAGCCUGGAAGAGUUGUGACCCUUGUUGAAGAUGCUGAGGGGUGCGUGUGGGGCGUUGCCUACAGAUUACCAGCUGGGAAGGAAGGAGAAGUGAAGGCCUACCUGGAUUUCCGGGAGAAGGGCGGCUACAGGACUACCACGGUCAUCUUCUACCCAAAGGACGCGUCGGUGCCGCCCUUCGACGUGCUGCUGUACAUCGGCACCCGCGACAACCCCAACUACCUGGGCCCCGCGCCACUCGAGGACAUCGCGCGCCAGAUCCUGGGCGCCGCCGGGCCUAGCGGCAGGAACACGGAAUACCUGUUUGAGCUCGCCAACUCCAUCAGGAGCCUCGUGCCAGAGGAUGUGGAUGAGCACCUCUUCUCCCUAGAGACACUGGUCAAGGAGCUCUUGAACAAGCGCCAAAGUCUCAACUGUCUAUAAAGUAAUCUCGUGCUUUUAGCGACCUGGUUCUGUCUUCAGAGGACGGGUUUUGUUGGCCACGGGUGUGUGACAGGGAGGAACGUUCCUCUGUACUGGGCUAUCCUCAUUAAUACUGCAUAUCUUAAUUAAUGCUGCAUUCAGAAUAGGAGUUGGUCACUUAAAACAAAACUACCAAAAUCACUCUUUAAGAGUCCAGAGAGAGGGGAGUGAGGAAAGUGGUUUAGGUUUGAAUUUGGUGUUUUAGCUUUUCACCCAAAGACUACACCUCAAGACAACCACUUAAACUUCUCUUCAUGUUUUAUUAUUAUUUCAGGUUUAAAAUAAAUAUUUAGAAUGUUUUUGAGGUCAAAAUCAGCAUGCAGAGACAAGUCCCAUAGAUUUAAGUGAUAGUUUCUUGUCAUUCCAGACCACAAUGCAAGAAUUUUAAGUGGUUGUCCUAAAUUGCGUAGUAGAACAUUUAAAUCAACAUUUAGCUUCUCUGAAAUGACGUUAUGCCACUGAAUUACUCAUUUCACCCUUUAUAUAAAUGCAGAGGAUAAACCAUUUUAUUGUCAAAGAAAUAAUUCCUUCCCUUGGCUGCUGAUGUCAAGCCCUGGAAACCAAAGCUCUGGGCACUCUGACUCAAACAAGCCAUAACCUAUCAGUGACUCGUUUUAAUUUUUAAUCCUAAUCUAAAGAAUAACCCCAAAAUAUCAAAAUUAACUAAGAGCAUGACUUGAAGUCACAACACAGUAAGAAUAGAAACUCUCAUCUCUCUUACUUCAGAUGCUGUUGUGGCCCCAUCUCUUCAAAAAUCCCAGCUCCAAGGACAGACUUUAAGCCUGUUUCAGGGAUUCACCAACAGAAGGUAAUUAAGGAAGGAACCCUCUUUCCAGUAACCUUAGGGGUGUGUAUGGACAUCCCGAGAGGGUUGGGAAGCCCCCAGUCUAGGCCAGUAGGCUUCCUGAUGCAAUCCAUCAGCACAAAGAGUAUCCAUCCUCACAGGGAUUUGUCUCGCUUCUCAAAACUUUUAUUUUUAUUAACUUUUUAAAAAGUAUAUUUUUAUAUCUUGGUAUGAAAGGUCCUGUUUCAAACACCACAUACCGUCCUGUUUUCCCAUGCAGGGAAUGUUUAAGUGUUUAGUAGCAGCCUCGAAGCCUGGAUGCUGCAUCAGUAAUUGCAAAAACAUGUGUUUUUCCCCUAAAAAGGUCGACCCUUUCUCUUCUUUACAUUUUCCUGGUUUAUAUUUGUAAAGGUAAAAAUGUGCAAUGGCACUCUCUGCUUUCUUGAAAAUCCUUUUUAAAAAUUCUUUCCUCAAAGACUUAUCCUUGUUCCUUAAAACCGGGCAGGGGAUGCUUGUGCUCAGUAAUGAUCCAGAACCGUCAGGGCCGAUUCCCUCUUUAAAACGCUAAUUAUUUAAAUGCUGUGAUUCUGUGUAGCUCCACAUUCUCUCUCUUUAAUUGUCUCCAAGGCUUUGUUGGUUCAUUUGCUUCCCAAAUCCAUAAACAUUGCAAUAAUAUAUGGUCCAGUCUGUGUGUGUGUGUGUGUGUGUGUGUGUAUGACUUCAGUGCAAUAAAAAGGCAUUACAAUGA